ACCUCAUUGAUGAUUCUCUAGAGCAGAACAAGUCCCUCUGUACACAUAACCCACUGAUCAUUCCAUCUGUCACACAAUCAGUAGGAACAAUACCUUCUCAUACCACCAUCAUAUUUUAUACACCAAGACUCAAGCAUCAUACACUCGUAGAGCAUCCAAGAUACUCAAUAAGAGGAAGAAAUAACUAACAUCAAAUCAUGAAUAAGAAACGAAAAUAUUCCAAAAGGUUCUGUUCUAUCACUAGAAAGUUCAUGCUUACUUCACGACUCAUUCUCCUUUAUACGAGCCAAAAUACUUAAAUUCAUAAGAAUUGAACAGGCUUUCAAUCAAUUCUACAAAUUUCCAAGAGGAAAUUAACUCAAUGGAAACCCUUGUCCACAUUCACGUCUUCGUCGUCCAUCUUAGCCUUCAGUCUAAGGCCAAUGGUGAUUGUUCUGGAACAGGGGGGAAAUAUGGACUAGCAAAAUCUAGUUGGAACCAGCGCAAAACCACUGAAAAUAAGGGUUGGCUAGGCACGGUAAGACAUGCAAGCAGGAUUCCACAGAACGUACCUUCUUUAGAAGAGAGCUCAACUCCUGUGGAUGGGAGUUUGCUAUAUCUCCAAUCUGCUUCGCGGCAGUAAAUCUCGUUGCUUGACUCGAACCAGCUAAGAGGAGUCCACGUUAAAGAAGACCAUAACAAACCCACGCUAUAUCCACGCGCAAAGAUGCAUAAAAAUGGAAAAUACCCAAAACCAUGGAAAACCAGAUUCAAUCACCACGAUUCGAACCAAAAAGAGAAAAGCUAAAAUAAAAAACGCACAAAGGAUACUGUCUAAUAGGGUGAGCAACCGAUUGAGCCGGGAAGACUGCUGAGCCAUACCCUAGCGUACACAACUGCCAACUCUACCGCGAACUUAAUCACGCCCAAAUUGGAAAGAACAAGAAGCAUUUAGCAUCCGCAAUUCAGUUGAUACGACCACCUUCAACCCCAGAUACACAUAAGCAAUCGAGACGAUCGAAAGCUGGAGACGACGAGUUCCCGACAAUGGCAAUGGAGAUAUCAGAUAAAACGAUUAACGAGGAUCCGAUGCGGAAAGAAUGUCAAAGUAAAGGAUAAAGUAAAGGCAGCGAGGGGAUUAGGGUUACCGGAACAAGGCGGAGCAGAAAAUGGUGACGGGGAAGGAGAGUAUGCCGACCGAUGGCCUCUUCAGUUUAUUUCAUCUUCUUUGCUUCCGUUCGCUCCUCGCUGACCCCUUUUUUUUAUUAAAAAAAGUUCAAAUCUUUAAAUUAAUUUAUUUUUAUUAAUUAGUUUUUUUUGUAUGAUUAAUUAGUUUUUCUGUGUAGGAAUUAGGAUGGUAUAAGUAAAAAAUUUAUGAAAUUUUUUGAGGGGUACUCUGAUGGAAUAUUGUGAUGGAUCAAUUGUACUAAAUUGUUUUAUUUUGAGUAAAUUGGGCCUAAUUGACCCGUUUGGCAAACAAAUGAAGCAAUCUGGUGCCGGGACAAUUAGCUUUGGCGCGUUAUGGGGUAAUUGUAAUGACAAGGGAGGGGGAUUCAAAGGGCAUUGCUAUUCGUCGCCCUAAAAAUUCUUAUUUGUCGCCCUAAUUAUGUUAAAUUUACUCUAAUACCCUUCACUUAUUUUUUUCUUCUUUUCUUUCAAACACUUAUACCCAAAACAAACCCAUUAACUACCAAAUAACAAAAACACACCAAUAUAAUCAAUUGAUCAAUGAACAAAUCGGGUUUACGGAUAAAUCCAAAAACAAAAUUACUAUCCUAUAUUGAUUACAAUUAGGGUGGUCCAUUUGACCAUUAGCCAUCUAAUGAUUCUGAUCUAAACCGAAUUGUUCUGCAACAAAAUGCAGGGCAAAUUACACACUGCAAAUCAUUAUUAAAUGCAGACUAAUCAAAUACGUGAAAAACAAUCCAUGUCGUCUUCGUCUUCUUCUUCUUAAUUUACUCGUUCAGAUGGCCUUCUUCCCCCUCCGGUCGGGUCGUCUUCUUCUUCUUCCUCCUCGUGAUCAGCCCUCUUCUUCCUUCCUGGUUCUUUCUUCCUUCUUCCUCUUUCUCGAGAGCAACCGCAGCAGGAGCAAUGGGGCGGCGGUACAAGGAGCAGCAGCGACAGGAGAAGAAACCUCCUUUUGAGAGUGUCAGCGGAAUUGAGCUGGUGGACGGCAGUGGCAGCAGCAAUGGAAAGGGUGGGUGACAGAUUUUCCUGCCCAAAUGCAGAGGUGGGGGAUCAGGUUUGGACUGAGAUGAGACCUUAGGGAUUGUUUGCUUAGUGUACGGUUUAGAAAUUAAGGUUAGGGUUAAAAGUGUCAAUUCAAUGUGUUUUAGGGCGAUAAAAUUUAAAUUUUAGGGCGACGAAUAGCAAUUCAGGGAUUCAAAUUGUCCCGUUGUGUGUUUUUUAUUUCCAAAGUUGUCCUUGCCUUUUAACUAUAACCCCAAAUGUGCCCUUGAUUCACUCUUUACCUUUUCAUACUCUCUUUCUUUGCUGUCAUUUUAUCUCUCCAUCCUAUCUUGUUGUUGUCGAAGGAACGAGUAAGCUACUGAAGGUGUUCCCGCAACGAUCUUCUCUUCGUCAAAGAUUGACCCAGGUAUCUUAAUUUUUUUUACCCUUAUUCACUUUGUCCUUGUUAGAAAUCCAAAAAAUCCCUCUCGUAAACCCUAAUAAAGAAAUUGAUGACGAACUUUCUGUUUGUGUACCUGGGUUUAUAAGGGGUAAACCACGAAUCUUUCUGUCAUCUCUCUUUCUUCACAAGUUCCAAAUAAUGAACUAUCUUUUCUUUUUUUCUUACUAAUGCCGACAAAGUCCAACCCUAAUUGGGUUUAUCUAUUGACUCCAACAAAAAAUCAUUGGUUGUCUACCGAUUGGACACUAUUGAGAAUGCUAAGUGUAUCCUUCCAUGCUACUGCUUAGCAUUGCUUUAUAGUUCUUGGUUUGCUUCUAAUGAUUUAUGUUAGUUUAGGUAUCAAACUAGCUGACUUAGUGCAAAAACAUUACUUGAAUCGACGACUUAGUAGGCAACCGGUGGACACCUACCUGCAGAGGCACUAUGAUAGACAAAGUCACCUUAGGAAUGCAACUAGAAUGACUGACAUUGAUAUUUUCGACAAAGUUAGGACGAAUCGUAGCUUAUUCAGAAACUUCUGUGAACUUCUUGUUAGUGAAGGUGGGCUGAAAAGAACUAGGAAUGUAGAUAUAGACGAGAUGGUCUAUAUCUUUCUUCGAACGAUUUCACAGAACGAGAAAAAUAGAACCUUAUGCCUGAAUUUACAUCGUUUGGGAGAGACAAUAUCUCAAACAAUUCACCGCGUAUUGCGGCUGUUAUUAGGCUCAACAACUUACUAAUGAAGAAGUCACUUCCCAUUCCCGACAAUUGGACCAAUAGUAGGUGGAAACAUUUCAAGGUCAGCCCCGUUUAAUGGGGCUGGGUAAGGGAAUUAAUGAGGCGGGGUGACUUAUGAUGAUAGUGAAUUGCAUUACAUCACCUACCUCAAGUAGAGUGUCAUUAAUUAUGUUGUCUUUUUGUGACUUGUUCUUUCUUUACAGUCACAUGUUGAUUGUAAAACAUAUAAAUGAGUCCCAUUCCCACAGUUCUUUGAACUAGGAUCUGUUUUCGGGAAAGGACGUGCUACUGGUGAAGCCGGAUUCUCAGGACAUGAUCCAAACAUAUCAGAGUUGGGAGAUGACGCCUCCGAUGAUGAUGACAGCCCGGCUUACCCUAUCGACCCACUGAACAACUCCACAAUGGAUGAAGCAAUUCUGAAUAUGAUCAAUGAUGGUGUGGAAGCUCGUGUGAACAAGAAGCGACCGACAACUAAUUCAGAACUGGCUCCUUCUUAGAAAAAAGAAGUAGAAGAAGAAGAAGAAAGGGGACACUAAAGAAGGCAUUGGUGAAGUGUGCAUUGAAUUGGGUGGACUUAGGCCCCUCAUUAAAGAGUUUGUGGACACCAUUGCAAGGGCUUUGGGGCAAAGCGAGGACUACAACAUUAUGCGUAAGGAAUUGCUGAAGAACUUGGAAAAAAUGGAAGGACUAACUAGAGCUCAAAUGAUCAUUGUUGUGAGGAAGUUUUCUAACAAUCCAGGUGACGAAGUGCUUCUAUGAGCUGGAGAAGGAAGAGGACAGGCUGACCCUUGUUCUUAAUCUACUCAAGGAUGAAUGAGGGCGUGUUUCCAAUAUGAAUGUAAUUGUAUAGUAAGUCCACUAGGAUGUAAGUUAUUAGGUAGUUGUCAAGUUUGCACAGAGGCCUUUCUUUUUGUCUAUCUGUCAUUGUGAAGUACACUCAAUGACAAUCUUUGCAAAUGUUAUUCUGUUGGUAUAGAUUCCCCUUUCUCUCUAUGUCCCUGAUCUGCAUGCAUCCAUACCUGUUCUUCCGACUGACAUGACUGCCUUUUCCCGCAAGUGACUUAUCCGAUGACUUCCUUUCCUUCGACGCGGAGUGAAGACAAAUAGCUUUUCAACCUAUAUUUUGUGAAGUUAUAUGGUUAGCUUCUUAGGAUCUUGAACUUCAAUGGAGGUAAAUCCAUAAUCAGGCUAUUUUUUUUUUUGUAAAGUUCACAUGAUGUACCAAGCUGAGGAUGAAGCUGUCUCAUGUAAGUACCAUAUAUAAUUGCAAGACAGCUUGUGAGAACUUGAUUGUAAAGUGCACAUUGGGAACCUCUGAUCUAUGAUGAAUGUAAUGUUAUAUUGAAGCUUAUAUUUUUUUCCUCUAGCUACUUAGUUUCUGUCAUAAAUGGUCUUACAUACAUUGUUUCCGCCAUAAAUGGUCAUACAGAUAGGUCUUACAAACAUUGUUUCUGCCAUAAAUGGUCUGCAGUAUAAAAGAACUCUCUGGUCUUCUGAUAAUUGAUUACAACAACUAGAACAUUGUUUCUUCUUACAAUUUUCAUUUGCUUUCCUGGAACAUUGUUCUUAGACAAUACAGGUUUUGCAAGUACAACAUAACUGCUACUAAAACAGUCAAAAUACAAGUUACAGGUUCACCUAUACAAAAACCAGCUUCUCCGACUUAGGUGACCAUAUCAAAGAUCACAAGUUACAGAAUUGUCGCAAACCAAACUACCACAACUACACAAGAUUACCAUAAACAAGUACUGAUUUAGCUAAUCACCAGUCUACUAAGUUGUCUCUCCACUGCACGCAAUCUUUGUUUCACCACUUGAAGCUCCUUUGUGGCGAAAUCAUUACACUACCCACAAGCAAGAGCUAGAGCUGGUGAAGUGACAAUAACCAACUUAGCAAGUUUCUUAUUCUCUUCUUCUAGUUCAUAGACUCUGCUUUGCAAAUUGACAAUAAAUUUCAGGAGCCUUUGUUCCCUGUUUUGCAUAGCUCACAAAUCACAACAGCAAAGAAAUCUAAAUCACACCACACCGAACUAUUGAUUUGAACACCUCUUCUUAUUAUAAUAAUUAUCAAAAGAAGAGGUAGUCUCGGGAGCUCACCCAACAUCGCCGGCCAAACAAAACCCAUGAAGCCGAUCUGGAUGAUUAUUCAUCACAAACAAUCAAACAAAGCAAAAACUGACCGGCCGACCUUCUAAGCUAUAAUCCUGCAAGGGUGGUUGCUGGGGUUUGCUGGUGGUGGAAGGAGGGUUCUGGUUCUCGUUCUGGUUCUGGGUAAUAGUUGCAGCAGUAGUAUUCACCAACUCCGGCGACGAAAAUGCCCGCAACCAACUCUCUAUUGAAAUUGUGGAAGAGCAAUGAGAAAAUUCGAAUUAAGGGUGGAUUAAUGUUAACAUUGCUCGUCCUAGAAAGAAGAGAGACUACAUCAUCGGCACUCUCUCUAAUUCGUUCCUUAGGUCUCUGGUUUGUUGUUUUCUGUCUCCCCCCUAAUUUCCUGUGUUGUAGCUGUAGCCUGUAGGCUUGUUUUGCGGUUUUCUUUAAUUAUAUAUAUGUGUGUUUUCCAUUGUUUUAUAUUUAGGUGUCUUAGAAGAGCACUUCUAAUAUUGGUGCUUUAAUGUACAACUUAAAGUUGUACCAUAACAUUAAAUGUAUAAGUUUAGGUUGUACCAUAAAGCAAUUUGUACCAUUAUGUUAUGGUACAACUUUACAACUUAAAGUUGUACCAUCACAUAAAAGUACAAGUUCAAGUUGUACCAUAAAAGAAUUUGUACAAAAAGUAUAGGUACAAUCUGAAGUUGUACCAUAACGUAAAUGUACAAUUUUAAGUUGUACCAUAAAGGCAAAAUCCUAUAGCACCAAUACUAUAUAGCAUUGUAAAAUUUCUCGUCUUAGAAACAGUUGGUUGUCUUAGAAGAUUUGCUGCGGAGGUUACGAGCACGGCGGCGGGGCCAGCGGCGGGGCCAGCGGCUGCACUUCUUCUUUUGAUAAUUAUAAUAAUUUUUUUCGUUUUUUUAAUGGUAAAAAUGAGUUUGACAUUAAAAUAGAUUAUAUUUUAUUUAUUAUUUCUUAAUUGCCACGUCACUAAGUUAACGGUCAACUUUGAGAGUUGACUGCCACAUCAGCCAAACUUAAUGGAGUUUGACGGAGAGUGACCAAACGCGAACGGUUUCAGUAAACUAAAGUACCACCAAUGUAUUUAAAUUUUUUUUUCCGGUGAUUAAUGGAUUUAAAUAUUUCGAGUGACCAGACUUGAACGUUUUUUGUAAUCUCAGUGACCAACUAUGUAAUUAACCCAAUGUUUAUAUUAGGUAUAUAUUUGUAGGGACUAGGGACUAAAUUGCAAGUUUGGUCACUCAAUUUAUGUUUGUUUCGUGUUUGUCGUUUAGUUUUUUUUUUUGUGUGGCUUAGUGUUCAUUUAAUUUAAAUUCUCAUAUCGUGAUGGUCACCUACCGUUUAAUUCCAUUAAAUUUAUCCUAAGCAAUAGUCAACCAUAAAUUUUGAUAGGUAAAUAGAUGAUGUGACAAUAAAAAAUAAAAAAAAACUCAUUUUCAGUUUUUCAGUUUCAACCCUCAUCGAACUAAUUUUCAAUAUAGCUUAAUGAGCUAUCAUCUGAACAAUAACCGAAAUAUAUCAUAUGUUCUAGUAUACGUAUAACAUACAUCACACCUUCGAACUUGAGUGGCCGGAACAAUGGUAACUCAUUAUCGAGUGAACCCACUACAAAAUAAUUGUGGAUUGAAUUG
This is a messenger RNA of Linum trigynum, 7067 nucleotides long. The record is from the annotation of a GenBank genome assembly. NCBI's taxonomy places the organism in Eukaryota, Viridiplantae, Streptophyta, Magnoliopsida, Malpighiales, Linaceae.